UUUAGCAAGUCCAUACUUGAAGGUUUUUUUUCACCAGUACACAAACAAAUGUGUUGUUUGAAAUAAAAUUAGGUGGACCAUUGGAAAUUUGUUAACUUUUCUGGGGCUAUAAGGAAAUAAAAAACUAUUGUGCCAAUUAUUCUUGAUGAUUUUAGGCUUUCACCAUACAUGUACAAAAUCUGGAGUACUGCAGGUAUGCUGAUGAUAUUGCGAUAUAGCCAUUAAUGCUUUUCAUAUGUUUCAUAUAGGUUUUCGGCAUGCAGCAGCCUUAAGACAAAAUGUUAUGUAGUUGUCACAAUAAAUGUUUUACUUCAGAGUGUAUCAGAAACUCAACUCAAAUAUUAAUUUAAAUUUCAGACCCAAUUGCACACACCAAUUGUGGAGCACACCUCCAGUAACAUGCAGGAAACGGCUAUAAACAAGCUGCCGACACCCAACAGCAUGGACAUUGUCACCUCCACUACCACCAAUAAGCUGCCCUAUAUGCCAGAUGCAACAUCCAAGCCAGCAUCACAACCAAUCAUGAACAACAUCAGCAACCAAAGCUCUCACCAGUGUCCUAUCCAAGGAACACCAUCCACCAGUCAACUACUACCCCACUCUCAAGAGGGUGGCACACCAACAUCCGAUGAUAAUGGGACAGCUAGGCAAGAGGUACACUCCCUGAGUAACAGCAUGUCUUGCAGCCAGGUUGAUGCCUGCUAUAACCCGGACUCAGAUUCCCCAGGUGUCAUAGAUGGAAGUGAAGAGGGACCAGAAGGCCUAGAUGCCAUGUCAGAGGUGUCAGACCUGUCGGAAACUACUACAGAUCUAACAGAUGAUUCUGACCCGGAUUACAUACCGGAAUCUGAUGAUGAUGUUGGGGAAAGGGAGAUGAGUCCUGUCGUUCCUAUCCCUGGAUCUUUUAAUAUUCAUCGUGGUUGUCUACCCACUCAUGAAGAUGAAGCAUCAACCAGUGAGAAUCAUGUAGACAGCACCUCAAAAGCAGUAUUGCAUGCCUGCAGUAGGUCUUCAGGGAUACAAGUGAAUGCCACAGCAAAUGGAAGAAGUAAAAGCUGGGAUAAAGUCCAAUAUUGUCCUUUCUGCAUGGAACCUCAGAAGAAAUUACCUCGCCAUUUACAAACUCCCAAACACAGAAACGAACCACAGGUGCAGAAAUGGCUUUCUAGUGAAGACCAAAAGGAUAAAGUGAGACAAUUGACACUAAUGCGCAAUUAUGGAAACUACCUACACAAUAUCUCUGUCCUGAAGAAGGGAGUUGGAGAACUCAUUGUUGUUCAUAGGCCAGCAGACAAGUCAGAUCCAUCAGAUUACGUUCCCUGCUCAAACUGUUAUGGUUUUAUCACGAAGACAGAAUUGUGGAAACACAAGUGCAGCCAGAUACUUGAUAGUAUACCAUCUGGGAAAACAAAGAAACGAGGAAAAGUGCGUGCUGCCAAAAUGCUGCUACCAAAUACUCCUGGGGUGGAUACGAGAACCAUUGAAAUCCUGUCGAACAUGAUCGAUGACAAUAUAGCCGCUGUGGUCAGGUCGGAUGACCUAAUAACAAAAUUUGCUGAGAAGUUAACCAUGAAACAUGGACAUAGCAGAGACCAAGAGAACUAUAUCAGGCAACGGUCAAGGGAGCUAGGAAGAAUGGUCCUCGAGUACAGAUCAAUGACAGGGGAGACCAAUGUCGAUCUUGCAAGUCUCAUACGUCCUGAGAAGUUUGUUGCAGUGACGUCUGCUACAAAACUGGCUGCAGGAUUUUGUGCUGAAAACAAUGUCUACAAAACCCCCAGUCUUGCAUUAAAGAUCGGACACGGUCUGAAGACUUGUUGCGAGAUUCUACAAGGAAAAGCCAUUAUGACGCAGAACUCUGCCAUCAAGAAAAGUUGCAAGGCAUUCUUGACCCUGUAUGACCUUCAAUGGGGGAGCUAUGUAACUCACCAUGCACUAAGAAGUCUUCAAGAAGGAAGAAGAAAUAACCCAAAGUUGUUGCCACUUACCGAAGAUGUAGUCAAAUUUGCGAAACAUCUCAAGGGAGAAAUGCAUGCAAAAUUGAAUGGGCUUGAGAAAGAGAGCAACACCAACAGAAUUGCACAUGAAUGGCAUAAUCUUUCUGAAGUACUGCUGGCACAUAUUGUUGUCUUCAACAGGAAAAGACCUGGAGAGGUCUCAAAAAUGACCAUGCAAGAUUAUGAAAAUUGCUCGCAAGGAGAAGGUGGUAUAAUUGAUGGUGCUCUCAGCAAGUGGGAGAGAGCACUUUGUCGAGUUCUAUGGAGAGUCGAAAUCGUGGGAAAACGUUUGAGGACGGUGCCUGUACUUUUGACAACGACAAUGAAGAGGGCAAUGGACUUGUUGAAAGAGAGGAGAUGUGAGGCUGGCAUCGAGGAGAGCAACACAUAUGUGUUUGCUGGAUCAGGGGAAGGGCACCGGAGAGCAUGCGAUGCUAUCCGUGUUCAUUCCACCAAAUGUAAUGCUGAACAUCCAGAACAUCUCAGAGCAACACAUCUGAGAAAGCAAAUUGCCACUGUAGCCCAGAUUAUGAAUUUAAAGGAAAAUGAGCUAGAUGUCUUAGCUAAUUUCCUUGGGCAUGACAUCAGAACGCAUCGGGAAUACUAUAGACUCCCAGAUUCAACAGUGCAACUGGCGAAGGUUUCAAAAGUUCUUCUGAAGAUGGAGAGGGGAGAUCUUGAAGGUCUUGCCAAUAAAGGACUAGAGGAAGUGCAGUUGGAUCCCAGUGAAGAGUACAUCACUGAUGCCGAGUCAGAUUCUGAGGGUGAAGAUGUGCAGUCUGAUGAUUCACCUUUGGUGACUGUGAGGACAGAAGACUGUAGUGCCUACUCUGGGAAAUCAAAAAGUCCUUCUGAGAAUCAUCCAAUCAGGAAAGUCUGGACUUUGAAAGAGAAGACAACUGUCGCAGACCAUUUGGGCUCAUUUCUCCUAAGACGUACCCUACCAGGAAAGGCACAUAUUUUGAAACUCUUCAAUGCAGAGCCACAAACCUUUCGGGAUCGAUCUUGGACCAACGUGAAAGAUUUCGUUCGAAACCAGAUUCGGAAGAAGGAUGUAAUGGGAUUCUUGAAGAUGUAAAGUACAUUUAUGAAUGCUCAUCAUGAUACAUAUUAUAUAUACCUGUAGACAUUGUGACAUUUCUCCCAAAAGGGGAGGGGAGGGGGAUGUGGCAAUGGACUUAUCGUGUCAGGCUGUUGCCAAAUGAUUUGUUAUCAUUGUGUGCUUGUACAUAUAUGCAAAAUAAUUGGGGCACUUAAGUUAGACAGAAAAAAGAUAUGUUUGUUGCCUGACUUGAAAUUCGGCAAGAUCCCUUCUCCCUCCUCCCUUUUGGAAUUGAUUUGUUAAGUUCAUACAUGAAGGUUUAGGUUCAGAACUGAUGAUAUACAUGUACAGGAGAAAUGUGUAAUGUAUUGUAAUGCUGCUCAUGUAUGCAUUAUGAGAUUUUAUCAAACCCUAAAGACAAAAUUUAUUGUUGAUUUUUUUGGAGUAGAUAAUGCAGUCACUAGUUAAAUGUGGGAUACCCUCAGUUGAUUUCAUUGAUUACUUUAGUUCAUACGUGAAAGAUUCAUAUUAUGGAAGUAGCUGUAUGUCCUGUUUCUUUUGUGAUUCUAUUUAAAGUUGAGACUUUGAAAAUGUGUAGUCACAUUUAAUUAGGUUUCGAGAAAUGUUGCACCAACAAAUAGAUUUCCUUUUGUUUAUGUAAAAUAUCUACAGUCGGUAUGGAAGUUCAUGUAGUGUAGCUCUAUUGAAGUAAAAAGCUAUCGAGUGAAAAACUGUUAAUUCAGCAACUUGGUGACAUGACUUUGCCCAUUCAUUAUAUGAAGGGUGAUGGAUGGGAACUUCAUAUAAGAGAAGCAAUAAUUAUAGGUAUAUAGAAUAUUUCAUGCUCUUCACUUGAAAUCUAAAUUUAUAUAUUAUGGUUUCAUUUGUUCUAGAUCAGUAUGAAAGAAACAAAUGUUCCCUAACAGUUUCAUCAUUUGGUUUUUAAUGAAAGUUAUAUAAAUCCUCUCCACAUAAUAUAUGUACGACUUCAACAUUAUUUUGUGUAGAUAAAUGCGUUUAAUAGCAAUUCACCUCAUUUAAUUGAUGCAAUUGAUUUAAGCACUGUAGAUUUCAAAGAUGUAAUAUGGUAUAAAUGAAGACUGUAUGUAUACUGUGUAUGAGCAAGGAAUUUAAAGACAUAAAUUAUGUCACAAGUAUCGUUUUAUAUUACUUAAAGCACAUGGAUCAUAUAUGUUUAAUUUCUUUUUAAUCAGUAAACUAGUUUUCAGCUUUAUCAGUAUGCUGACCAGGAUUUAGGGGCAAAGAAUAAACAUGUACAGUACCUGUAUGUCAACGCAUUAUAACGUUUAUAUAUAUGAAAAUAAUCAUCUUAAGUUUGUUAAAGAGGUUCUCAUAUGCACUGGGGCUUUUAGAAAUAUUACAACAAAUAUGGACGUCCUUUAUACUACAGUUGUGGAGUGAGAUAAAAUGCUAACAACUUGAUAGUAACAAAAUUACUUCACUCUGAUUGACAGAUCUAAUCUACAUCUCUUGGUAAUUGAUAUAUUUAAUGAUAAAAAAGCCAUAAUUUUGAGUAAAAGAGAUUAUUUUAUAAGUCUAGAAUAACUUUAAAAUUGUUAGAGAUAUGUUAUCUUUCAGUUCAGUAUGAAAGGAAACAGUUGGUUCCUUGACUUUUUAAGUGUGAAUCCCACAUUUAUUUUGUAGUUCAAUAUAUGCUCUAUGACUCAAGUCAUACAGUUUGUUAUUGCACUUUCAACGUUAGAAUUUUGGGCUAAAAUUUUUAUGUGUUAUGUAGUUCUUUUUACUAAAAAUAUAAUGGCAGUGACAGAUUCAGACU
Messenger RNA from Strongylocentrotus purpuratus (purple sea urchin), 4837 nucleotides. RefSeq lists its product as uncharacterized. Lineage: Eukaryota; Metazoa; Echinodermata; Echinoidea; Camarodonta; Strongylocentrotidae. The record is from RefSeq and is a predicted model, not a curated record. The transcript is spliced from 4 exons. The coding region runs from base 400 to 3075 and encodes 891 amino acids.